Molecule: messenger RNA, 1257 nt
Organism: Nylanderia fulva
Lineage: Eukaryota; Metazoa; Arthropoda; Insecta; Hymenoptera; Formicidae
Product: retinol-binding protein pinta-like
Cellular component (GO): membrane
Molecular function (GO): phosphatidylinositol bisphosphate binding
Source: RefSeq, a predicted model, not a curated record
ACGUUCGUGUUGUACGAAGAACAUUUACUGAGGAGCACUGUUAUCAAAAUAAUGAGCAAACAUUGAUAAUAAAGAGCUUUUGAAAACUACUAUAUCUAUAUAUUGGUCAUCGGUAUGAUGAGCAUGCGCGAAUUUAUCCAAUAAAAGCCCGUGACAUUUGAAUUCAUCCCAAAUUCGAGUGUGUUCUCUCAGUAGAUUAAGUUCUGUGCGGUUAUAAUUGUUUGCUAAGAUGCAGGAGUCUCCAAAUUUUCACGAUAAUAUUACGCUUAAGUUGACAAGCGAGCAAAAGCAAUAUGCGGCGAAGGUUUUAAAUGAAUCUGACAAAAAUCGAGAAAAUGCCAUCGCGGAAAUUAAAUAUUGGAUUCAAGAGAGCGACAUACGUGCACGAACUGAUGACUUUUUCAUUUUGCGAUUUUUGAGAGCCUGCAAAUUUAAUAUCGAGAAAACUAAGACAAAAAUGCAAAAUUAUCAAAUGCAACGAGCUAAAAUACCGGAGUGGUAUGCGGAUCGAGAUCCACUACAACCGAAAAUGCAGGAAUUGCUUAAUUUGGGAAUUUGUUUACCCUUGCGAAAAUUGGACGAUCAAGGAAGAUUGGUAAUCGUCAUUCGCCUUGUGUAUGAUCCACACGUAUUUACAUUAGCAAAUGCAGCUAAGGUCACAACUUUGGUCGCAGAUGUGAUCUUAAGAGACAGCGUUGAAACAUCCUUGUAUGGUUUAGUACUAAUUAUGGAUUUAGGAGAUGUAACUUUGCGUCACGUCGCUCAAUUAACACCUUUCGUUGUAAUGAACGUGAUUCAUGCGUAUCAAGGUUGCUACCCCGUAAGAAUACAAUUGCUCAACUAUAUCAACGUGCCGGGAUAUGCUAAAUUUAUUCUGGAGCUUACCAAAUAUUUUUUGAAUAAAAAACUGAGGGAAAGAUUUCAUUUCUAUUCGCGCAAGACAACACAUGAUUCUUUCAAAGAUGUGCCAGUUAAUAUUUUACCGGUAGAAUAUGGCGGAACUGAUGGUACAAUUCAAGAAUUAAUAGAAUUUUGGAAGAAAGUAGUUGAAGAGAAUCACGAAUGGAUUAUCGAUGAUGAAAAAUAUAAACCAAUUUUGAAGUAGUCAUCAAAAUUGAACAGAAUAAACUGAAAUAUUUAUAGACACAUUAAUAUGUUUUAGCGCACAACGCUAAAAUAUAUUUUUAACUUUUUGAAAACAGCAAGUAACGAAAAAGGAGAGUUAAUAAAAUAUACAAUUCAUGCGCUCGAAACAAA